UCCCAAAUUAAAGUUUUAUCAACAGAGGUCCAGAGACUGUAUGUCUGGAUUGGGAGUGUUGGCAUCGCAAAUGGGUCCAGCAAUCCUUGUCUAAAUAACAUCAACAAGACAAGAAAAUUACGUUUUCGGGUAAAAAUCCAUCGUGAGCUUGGGAUUUUUUGGUGAAAACUUUCUCGAAAUGUUAGGUGUCGGACCAAAGCUCGAUGGGGGCCCUAAUAUCAAAUUUUUUGAGUGCUCCGAAACUAUAAACGCUCUUGAAGGUGUUAAAAACUGGUUAUUUAAGAAUUCUAAGAAGUAUGUAAAUAUCGAGACGUUUACCAAUAAAAUUGUCGCUCAAAAUGUGGUGCAACUGCUUCAGUUUCAAGAAGAUUUUUUAGGAAAAACUGCUCAGAAGCCCCCCAUGACUCGGAUUCCGCUAAAGCAUUUUAUGGACCUUAAGCCAGGUGGUGGUUUAUGUCACUUACUAAACGCUGCCUACAAAUUCCGACAUGAGGAGGGUUGGAGAAGAUUCGAAAUCCCUACAGGCAAGCUGGAAAAAAUAUUCGAACUUUUUCAUUGCAUGGAAAACGCUUUGGUUCAGAAUGACCUCUACAGGUUCCCCGUGGUUUAUAUAAUGGAUGAUGUUGAUAAGAAUGUUGUAAUGAAAAUCAGGGAAAUCAUAAGAAAACGACGCGGACAGAUUGUUGAAAAUGAAGAGCUUGCCACACAUAUUUUAUAUAAUCCAUCUGAUGUGCCCGUUGAGGAGUACGGAAGACCAGUUGUGAAAAGAGAUAAAAUGGUUCAAAUGCAUUGGUACUACUUCCCCGACUCGUUUGAUACCUGGGUGGAAGGUGAAUCGGUUGGUUUGGAUGGUAUGUCCAUAGACAUUCCAAGCCCAAGGUCAGGUCCUUGGCGUCUAACCUACUCUUGGGUAUUUGAUACGGAGCAGUAUAAUGAAUGGAUGUCAGAAGAAGAUUACGAAGUAGACGAAACUGGCAGAAAGAAAAUUCAUCCGAGACUUAUGUCUGUUGAGGACUUAAUGUGCUCUUCAGAUGAUAGCAGCAAAAAGAAACGGGAUAGCAAAAGAAAAAGAUCACCGUCACCCUCUUUGACCUCAAAAUCCAUCAAACGAAAAAGUAGUAGAAGCCUGAAUUCAGGCCUAGGAAAAAAGUGCAGCAGUGGUGAAGACUCAGAAGAUUUAACGAAGGAUUCAGAAGAUCCCUCUCCAGAUUCUAUGAUAACAGAAGUACCGUCUUCACCCAACAGCCAAGGCACUAUGAAGAAAGAUGAUGCUUCAUCAGUGAAGAAAGAGGGUAGUAUUAUAGAACUGGAUGAAUCGGAGGACCGAACGGAAGACAACUCACAAACUGGUAAAAGCGAGACAAAUACUCAAGAUGAUACGCAGGAAGACAAUGUUACUGAGCAGACACACUAUAUUAUUAUUCCGUCAUACUCUGCAUGGUUUGAUUAUAAUUCGGUGCAUGAAAUUGAGAAAAGAGCAAUGGCAGAAUUUUUUAAUUCCAGAAAUAAAUCUAAAACUCCGGAAAUGUAUGUUGCUUAUAGAAACUUUAUGGUAGAUACCUACAGGCUAAACCCAACAGAAUACAUAACCAGCACAGCCUGUAGAAGAAACCUUGCUGGAGAUGUAUGUGCUAUCAUGCGAGUCCAUGCUUUCCUAGAGCAAUGGGGCUUAAUAAAUUACCAAGUAGAAUCCGACUCCAGACCAUCUGCAGUGGGUCCUCCUCCAACAUCACACUUCCACGUUCUUUCUGACGCCCCCUCCGGUCUUGCAGCUGCUAACAACUCCCCAAGAACUCUUCAACCAAAUGUUGCUAAAACCCUCUUGGAUAUUGUCGAUAAACCAUUGGAAAUUAAAAAGGAAUCAUCUUCUGAGCUAUUCGCAGACUUUGGACUUAAGCUGGACCAAUAUGCUCAAAAACCUGCUGUUUAUCGAAAUGCGACUGCGGCAUCUUUAAUAAGAGAGUGGACAGAACAAGAAACGCUUCUUCUAUUGGAGGGUCUGGAAAUGUAUAAAGAUGAUUGGAACAAAGUAUGUGAACACGUCGGUUCUAGAACCCAGGACGAAUGUAUCCUGCACUUUCUCAGGUUACCCAUUGAAGAUCCAUACUUAGAAGAAACAGGUGCUUUAGGACCCCUUGCUUAUCAACCCAUCCCAUUUAGUAAAGCAGGAAAUCCAAUAAUGUCAACAGUUGCAUUUUUAUCCUCAAUUGUGGAUCCUAGAGUAGCAUCAGCUGCGGCAAAAUCAGCAAUGGCAGAGUUCGCUAGCAUUAAAGAUGAAGUUCCAGCUGCAGUUUUGGAUGCUCAUCUGAAAAACGUCGAAGCUUCAACAGCUGCCGGAAAGUAUGAUCCCGCAGCAAGUUUAGCGUUAACUGGUAUAGCUGGCACAACGCCUGACAAGGAAGAAGAGGAGAAAAAAGAAAAAGGAGAGGAAGAAACUCCUGAAAUUAAAAAAGAAGAAGCUGACGAAGUGAAGCAUGAACCUGAUCGAAACCAGAACUCUACAGACGUGAAAGUUAGUGAAAUGCAAACAGCUGCAGCAGCUGCCCUCGCUGCUGCAGCUGUGAAAGCGAAACAUCUAGCUGCUGUUGAAGAACGCAAGAUAAAAUCUUUAGUAGCUCUUUUAGUGGAGACGCAAAUGAAAAAGUUAGAAAUAAAACUGCGUCACUUUGAAGAGUUAGAGGCUACCAUGGAGCGUGAACGUGAGGGGCUGGAAUACCAAAGGCAACAGUUAAUAACAGAGAGACAACAGUUUCAUUUAGAGCAACUUAAAGCAGCUGAAUUUAGAGCUAGGCAGCAAGCACAUCAGAGGUUGCAAGCCGAGCAAGGUCAGUGGCAAGGGCCUGGUCAAACAACAGGUUCAAAUUCCAACGAUACGGUGCCCAGUAAUGCUCCUACCCCUCCAUCCCCACAAGCUUCAGCAGUUUCCUCCCCACAAACUCCACCACAUCAUGUUAUUGGGGAUGGACAAGACAGUGAGUGAUAUAAAAUAAAAGGCGUAAACCUUGCGCCUUUAAUACCAGUAGAGGAAGACGUUAUAGGACCCGUACAGGCUUGUGCAGCUGUGGAGGAGUUUGAGGGGCCUACGUAAAAUGGUCCAAAGCAAGAAUUAGGAACGGAGUAGGUUCUUGUACAAUUUAUACUUUUAUUGGGAGACAUAUAUUAACCCUGCAUCAGCAUUAUACAUUUCUUCCGUAUUUUUUAAAACAGUUGUGAUGUGCUAAAUAAACAUGUAAUAUAAAUCUGCUAGAGCAUUAAAUUUAAUCUGGUUGUAUGUGUUAAUCAUAGGUCUGACUGAAUGUGAAACCAUAGUUAUUGAAAAUAAAGUUGUAAGAUCAUAGGAGUAAAUAGAUUGCGUAAUCUUUGUCUUUUUA
Molecule: messenger RNA, 3371 nt
Organism: Anthonomus grandis grandis
Lineage: Eukaryota; Metazoa; Arthropoda; Insecta; Coleoptera; Curculionidae
Product: SWI/SNF complex subunit SMARCC2-like
Exons: 8
Coding region: 179-2980 (933 amino acids)
Biological process (GO): positive regulation of DNA-templated transcription
Cellular component (GO): SWI/SNF complex
Molecular function (GO): histone binding; DNA binding
Source: RefSeq, a predicted model, not a curated record